Molecule: messenger RNA, 1257 nt
Organism: Medicago truncatula (barrel medic)
Lineage: Eukaryota; Viridiplantae; Streptophyta; Magnoliopsida; Fabales; Fabaceae
Product: F-box protein SKIP23
Exons: 1
Coding region: 1-1257 (418 amino acids)
Source: RefSeq, a predicted model, not a curated record
AUGAUCCUGGCAGAGGCAAACUGGUCUGAACUCCCUAAGAAACUUCUCAAUCUGAUAUUGGAAAGAAUUGACGACGACCAUGACGUCAUUAGCUUUCUAUCGGUUUGUUCGACGUGGCGGAGUUCUCCCAUCUCAAAUCACCACCACCAUCCUAGAGUUCCCUUCCAGUUACCACCACAUAUUAAUGCUGAAUCAAUAUCCUUUGAGUGUGACGUCUACCAAAACAGUCUCCUCCUCAUCAAACCCCCACAACAACAAGAACAACAACAAAACCUCCACCCUUGGUUGAUUAGAACUCAAAAAAACUUUCAUGGCCAAACCCAACUCUUCCAUCCACUCUGCCCAAGUAACUCAUCUUCCUCUUAUUGUUUCCCUAACGUGCUUGACUUCAAGAAAUUCUCUUCCGACCAUUUGGGAACCGACUUCUUCCUUGACAUCAAGAAAAGUUAUUUUAACCCAAGCGCAAACCCACUCGUUUACUCUUAUGAAAACCCACUAGCUGAAUUUCUACCUUUCGGACGGUUUAAAAAGGUAGUUGCUGUCACAUGCCAAGGGGAACCUCUUGCUCUCGGCACAUUGAACCAUGAUGGCCAUCCAAUACUGUUUCGUUGUCACGAAGAGCGUUGGACGCCGAUGCCCCAUAUGUCAAUGUGUUUUCAAGACAUCUGUGUAUUUAAAAAGAGAUUUUGUGUGGUCAAUAAAGGUGGUCGGACAUUUGCGAUUGGACCAGACUAUAGUGUCCAGUUAGUGGCUGAAUAUUUGGUGUAUGGAGGAGGGGAUGUGAAAUUCCUGGUAGAGAGUGAGGGUGAAUUAUUGCUAGUGGACAUUUAUCACUCUCAUUGUGUUGGGUUCCCUGGUGAAGAUGGUUUCAAUCUUGAUGUGUUUAGGCUUGCUAAGAAAGAGAAGAAAUGGGUCAAGUUGACGAGUUUAGGGGAUAGAGUUUUGUUCUUGGGGAAUGGAUGUUCGUUUUUUGCUUCUGCUUCAAAUUUGUCUGUUGUCAAAGGAAAUUGUAUUAUCUUUGUUGGUGAUGCAUUCCUCCCUUUUAACAAAAUGCUAUGUGGGAUGUGUAUUUUUCACUUGGAUCAAGGUCGUGUUUCCCCUUUGUCCGAUUAUCCUGAAUACUACAACUUGUUAGGGCCACCUCCGGAAUGGAUCGUCAAAUCACAUAAACCUGUAAUCUUUGUGAGUAUCAGUAACACCUCAAAUUCUUUUAAAAUUUUAGGAUUUAGAAUUGAGUAUAAAGAGAAAAUCGAUUGA